AAAAAGAAAGAGAGAAAGAAAAAAAAGAGAGAGAUGGCUUCGCUCCAUGAUGAAACUACAUGUCCCAUCUGCCUGGAGUACUUCGCAGACCCGGUGACCACCGAUUGCGGGCACAAUUUCUGUCGCGCCUGCAUCACCCAGUGCUGCGGGGAGGAAGGCGGCGGCGGCGGCGAGGCGAAGUGCCCCCAGUGCAGAGAGACCGUCGGGGCCGGGAGCUUGAGGCCCAACCGGACCUUGGCCAAUAUCGUGGCGAUCGCCAAGCGCUUCCAGGAGGGCGAGCCGGGGGAAGGCGAGUGGCGGGUGUGCGCCAGGCACCAGGAGCCCCAGAAAUUGUUCUGCAAGGACGACGAGAACCCCAUCUGCGUGGUGUGCGACCGGUCCAAGGAGCACCGGGAGCACACCGUCUUCCCCAUCGAAGAGGUUGCUCAGGAGUAUAAGGAAAAAAUCAGAAGCCAUUUGAAAUUUCUGAGGAAGGAGAAGGAGAAGCGUGAGCACCAGAAAUUGACAAAACAGCAGGAAAUGGAGGAGAAUCUGAAUCACUUAAAACGGGAGAAGGACAAGAUUGCCUCUAUCUUUGAGGAUUUACAGAAGUUUCUUGAGGCUAAGAAGCAGUUUCAGCUCAAACAGCUGAGAGAGCUGAAGAAAGAGAUGGAACGGAGGAGUCGAGAAAACCUCUCCAAAAUCUCUGAAAAGAUUUCCCAACUCAGUCAGCGGAUUGCAGAACUGGAGGAGAAGUGCCAGCAGCCACCCAGCGUCUACCUCCAGGAUAUCAGAAGUACCUUAAGCAGGUAUGAGAAAAAUCCCAUGGAGCAUGUGGUGGACCCCAGUUUGGAAGACAAGUUCAGAGCUUACUUAGAGAAAAAUUCCAGUUUCACCAGGGUUAUGGAGGACUGUCAAAAGUCCCUGGAGCAAGCUCUGAACACAGCCAGUUGGGAGCAAACGUUCAACACAGAUUCUGAGAAGAAAGCUCUGAACCGAGGUAAAUGCUUAAACCAAAUCAUGAUAGCAGGGGCAAAUUUUGAACAGCAGUUAACCUUCAUUUAUUACAUGGAGGAAUAUUAGGGAAAUCAAAGGUCUCAGCUUUCUGAUGGGAAUUCAGUUUUUUUUUGUUGUUGUUGUUAAGUUCACAUCCCUCCUUUCUGCUACAAUUAGAGCUUAGGGUGGCCAGUGACAGUAAAAUACAAAAUCAAAUGCAGCACUGUGAUGAAAAUAUUAAAAGGAAUUCAGUUUUUAGCAGCUGAUUCCUCUUUUAUUCUUUCCCACAAGGUGCAAGCAGUAAGGUGCGUCUCAGUUAUGGGGGUGCCCUGUGGGUGUUGUCCCACCUUACGUACAACUGUUAGGGUUAAGGCCCAUUACUGGAAAUGUAGGCAUUCAAAAGGAAGGCUAUGGUGGUCUCCGCUACCUUCUUCAGCUAGUGUCUUCUCUACCCUUUUGCUUGAAAUUUGGAUUUGGAGUCAGAUGGCAGGAGAAGGGUUUCAGAUGCCAACAAAGGAGUCAAAAGGUUAUCUUGUGAUGUAAAGCAGUGGUCCCCAACAUUGGGCCUCCAGAUGUUCUUGGACUACAACUCCCAGAAGCCUUUACCACC
Molecule: messenger RNA, 1585 nt
Organism: Pogona vitticeps (central bearded dragon)
Lineage: Eukaryota; Metazoa; Chordata; Lepidosauria; Squamata; Agamidae
Source: RefSeq, a predicted model, not a curated record